Molecule: messenger RNA, 2348 nt
Organism: Halichondria panicea
Lineage: Eukaryota; Metazoa; Porifera; Demospongiae; Suberitida; Halichondriidae
Product: intersectin-1-like
Exons: 28
Coding region: 49-2139 (696 amino acids)
Biological process (GO): intracellular signal transduction
Cellular component (GO): cytoplasm
Molecular function (GO): protein binding; guanyl-nucleotide exchange factor activity
Source: RefSeq, a predicted model, not a curated record
AGCAUACAUCUAGUAGUGAUUUGUCAAUAAUUACACGAAGUGAGCAAAAUGAGUGGUCCAGAGGCUGUUCAGAGACAGAAGGCUCUCCAUCGGUACAUAGCAGCUUGGGAUUUUGUGCCUACAGAGGAAGAUGAGCUGAAGUUGACGAGGGGUGAUAUUCUACUGGUAGCAGAUGAAUUUGAUGAUGGCUGGAUGAGAGGCAUUCGUCUCAUUGACCUAGAGAUCGGAUUCUUUCCUACCAGUUUUGUGAUUCAAGACACUUCCCCAGUCUACAAACUCAAAGAAAUCAAGCUUUCAACAGAACACUACAUUAGCGACCCAAAGUUCAUUGAGUACGACUCCUCAAAAAGAUCUAAAAUUGCACUGGAAAUAUUCACUUCAGAGGAAGCUUACCUCAACAAACUCAAGUCACUCAAUGAGACUUUCAUCGUGCCCCUGGCAGACAACCCCAAUGUCAUUAGUCCUGAGUACUAUGGUCCCAUCUUCUCAAACAUUCAGCCUCUCGUCUCACUGUCCAGUAGCCUGGUGACCCAGCUUAAGUCACGCAUGGCCGCCUGGGACGAACGGUUCACUCUAAUUGGAGACAUAUUCAUGCACAUGGGUCAUCACUUGAAACUGUUUGUGACAUACGCUGUUCAACACACGCUAGGAAGCCAGAUGUUAACCAAACUCAUGGGACAGGAGAAGUUCAAGAGCUGGUUGGAGAAAACUGAGAUAGAUCUUCAGAGAACAUUGAACUCUCUUUUACUGGAGCCCAUACAGCGAGUGCCAAGAUACGAGUUGCUAUUGAAGGACCUGCUGAAGCAUACACCUGAGGAGCAUCCUGACUACUCUACACUGAAGGAGGCACUCAACUUCGUACAAAAGAUAGCAAUAGACUGCAAUGAGAACAUUCGUCGUGCCGAGAAUGAGUUCAAACUGUUCACCAUCACUAAGAGAUUCCCCCACGAUGACGUGGAACUGGUGACAGUCAAGAACAACAUCAGGCACAGAGACAAAACAAAUAGGACAGAUAAUGGACUAGUUCGGAGAAAGCCAAAGAGGCAAUCAGUGGAAUGUAUCAACGAAGAGAACACACUGUCUGCUCGCUCGUUCUUUGAGUCUGAACAUCAUCGAGUUUUUAUCAAAGAAGGGACAGCCCUCAAAGCCAAGACAGACUUCUCCGAUCCAUCCGAACGCUACCUCUUCAUGUGCAGUGAUGUCAUUCUCAUAUCACAGCCUAGCAGUCGCAGUCGCAAGACAUUUCGACUGAAGGAGAGAGUGAUGUUGGUCCAUGCCUGGGUCACUGACACUGCUAGUAUCAUGACCACCAAUGGAGGGAAAGUCCCCGAGCGGGGGUUCAUUUUAGGUACACCACGGAGGAUCUACCACUUCCUAGCCGCCAAUGUGGGGGAGAAGAACAGCUGGUUCCAAGAGCUACAGACACACAUUUUUAAGCAAAAGAGGCUCUUUAAUCGGCUACUCUCUCAUUUGAGCAUCCCUGACGAGACCUAUCACAGUCUAAAGGUCAAGUCUAAAGUCGGUUAUCUAGGGAUGCUGCAAGAUGAGCUGAGUUUCAAGGCUGGAGAUGAAGUGUCUGUUAUCGGAUUCCAGAACGGAACUGGAAAGUGGAGACCUGGUCUCUAUUCUCAUGAGCCGUUCGAUCCCUCCACUGAAUGGUACUUUGGAGUUCUAAAUGGCAAUUUCGGAUGGUUCCCAAUCCAGUGUGCCAAUGGUGUGGAGAACAUCUCAAAACAGAACCUAGAGCCACUUUCACAGGAGUUGGAGCAGACACCAAUGUGCACUGUGCUGGGCCUCAAACAGAGAAUGCUCGAACUGACUGGAAGAGAAGUGCUUCCGCUGAUGGAGAAUGAGAGAGUGGUUAAAGUGUUUGUGGGAGAGGGAAAUUUCAAGACAUUGCGGAUACCACCACAGUGCACAGUGGAUGAUAUUGUAAGAAUGUACUUCAAGGUGAAGCCAGACAGCCAGCUGGCCUGGAAUCUGAUCGAACAGUCAAUUGACAAUACGGUCCACCGACCACUUGAUGUCACCGAGGAUCCCAGCGAGGUCAUCGACUUCUGGGGCAAAAGCAAGGAUCAAAUGAGGUUCUUACUGAAGCAAAGCAUCAUCAGCCAUGGUAUUGGAGAGUCAGAAGCUUAAUUAUUGUCCCUCAAUUUUGUCAAUUAUUUAUUUGUGUUCGACCUUUUUAACCAGCCAAUUUAAAAUUUAACCUGAACGAACUAUAUAGUUCAUGCAUCAAAAACAAUAAUUAUAUACAUCAAAGGUUCUACUUAAACUUGUAUCACUGUCACGGUGUUUUACUGUAAGAAAUCAUUAUUGAUAAUUAUAAACGUUAUUAAACUGGAGAA